AUCGUGCUACUUCUAGAUUAAUUUUCAGUCGUUAUUUUAAAAUUCUGCUUUAUUAGUAUUUAGAGUAUUCUAUACUAAGGUAAACGUAACUUGCUGUUACUUGUAAGUUGUUAUUGCCACAGUUAUUACUAUCAGUAUCACCGUAUGAUGUAUCACGCUAUUAGUCCUAAUUUAUUUAUACAAGAUUAGGCUCAUAAUGGAAACUGACACUGUAUCAGUGAGACUGUUUUCACGUGUAUUACCAGUGGAUUAAGUUAAACUAAAAAGGACUUUGUCAUGGUAUUACCUUCACAUUUCUCUAUGAAUGGGUUGACAUAAUCAUAUCCAAUUAGUUCUCCAAGUUGCUAUCAAGCCCAGACCCAUCCAUCCACAGCAAAUAUUAAAAAAAUAUUUUUUUAAUUCAUGGCAUCUCUACAAGGUCUUCCUCCUCUUCCUAAAAGCCUGAGUGGGCUCCUGAACUUUAGUAGCAGUCAAUGGAAAGAACUGGAGAGACUGCAUGCUAUGAGAACAAUGAUACAACAAGAUCUAAGUCGGAAUAUGCCUGAACUCGCCAGUAGUCACAUGGUUCCAAAUAGAGAGGAAAAACCUGCUUUUAGCACUGACAGAUCCACCCCUAAUGAACCCCACCAACCCCGACCAUCAAAUCGCUCUACGCUUGAUGCCCAGCUGGCAGUGUUAAGAAAAGAGAUGGUUGGUCUGCGACAGCUAGAUAUGUCACUGUUAUGCCAGCUGUGGUCACUUAAUGAGUCCAUUCAAGAAUACAAACAGCUGGUUCAGGAACGAAUGUCUGCUUCUACGUCCUAUGCUUCUUCACCUGGCUGGGACAACGGAUUAGACUCGCCUAGCAGUGAAGAGUUACUGGACAUCAAUCUGAAACCCUUUGAACUUCAGCGCCCAAUACCACAGCCUAACAGAAUAGCAAACCACUUGGACCACAGAGACUUAGCCUCUGUUCCAGAGGAUUGCUACUCUUAUUCCAAUUCUUCACAUUCUAGUUUAGAAUUUGAAGAUGUUUGAUGGGCUUAGAAGUAGAAUCUCUCAAGUUGACUCAGCCAUUUAUACUUGGUUCACUGAACACGAAGAAAGGAAACUCUAAGUUAUUUAUUUAACAUAUGUUAAAGAUGUAACCUAUUACAUUUGUAGUGUAAAAAGUUUGAUUUCUAGAGGAAAUAGUAAUGUUUUGUGGUAUCUUCUCUUUUUCUUAAUUAACCUGAAGUUAAAUACAUGAACAGAAUUUGGUUUAUUAACUAGUUCUGUUUAAUGAAAGUUUAUGUUAAAACAUUAUUAAUUUUUAAUUUUACAGCUACAAGUGACUAAAUAAUAGUCUUUUAGUUGAAGUGAAACAGCAGUAACCUAUUUAGAAAUUUAAUACCUAGAAAAUCAUGUCUAACAACAAGUAUGUUAUCUAAUUAUGUUUUUAUUCAAUUCACAACAAAAUGGCACAACACAGAAUGACAGUCCAGGAGCAACACUGUGUAGGUGGUCUUAGAUAUGCAAUAGCCACCAAAGGUGAAAUAUGUUUGUGAUUGUGUUUUUAUUGAAUUCACAACACAGAAUGACAGUCCAGGAGCAACACUGUGUAGCUGGUCUUAGAUAUGCAAUAGCCACCAAAGGUGAAGUAUGUUUGUGAUUGUGUUUUUAUUGAAUUCACAACACAGAAUGACAGUCCAGGAGCAACACUGUGUAGCUGGUCUUAGAUAUGCAAUAGCCACCAAAGAUGAAAUAUGUUUGUGAUUGUGUUUUUAUUGAAUUCACAACACAGAAUUACAGGCCAGGAGCAACACUGUGUAGCUGUUCUUAGAUACACAACAGCCACCAAAGGUGAAAUAUGUUUGUAAUUGUGUUUUUCCUUAAUUACAAAAUAAUUGUGCCAUUUUUUUUUUUUGCCUUCCAUAGAAUGUACCAUUUUGUCGAUCUUCUUGCACUGUAUUUAUCAACAUUGUUAGCUGUGAAAAGGCAUUUCAAUAUUCAAAAUGUGGCUAAAAUCAUUAUGUGAAAGUACUGUUUGUGCAAAAGCUUACUAAGUAGUGUUCCACUCUUAUACCAAGUUAAGUGUUGUGUCUGCUAGGUAGUGAAAUAUUAUUACUUUAUUCUAACGUGGAGGACUUUUUUUAUUGCUAUUUUGUGGUUCGGGGUAGCAAGUAAAAGUAUUAUACUAGGAAGAGAAACUUUAAUCAGUGUUUUGGAGAAGUGAAUUGUUGACAUGCUAAUGAUUGGGCUGGUCUGGCAGCUACCUUUUUUUAUACUUUAAUGUUAUCUGUUCUGUUUUUGUUUUUUCUUUUUGCUUUAGUGGCUGUAAUUGAUUUGUUUAUUUUGGUUAUGUUGUCAUCAUUUUUAUAUAGCUACCCAUUACAAUUGAAAUUCUGCUUUGGUUUUGAAGGCUUUGAAUUUUUUCCCAUUUUGAACUUGAUCUUCUCGUCCUUGUGACAUUAUUUGCUCCUUAAACUGUUUGUAUCUUCUGAAAAUGUGGAAAUUAAGAGAUUUGAUUUUUCUUUCCUCUUCUUAGUUCUUUAAGUUUUUCGACUUAGACUGAUUGUCAUUUGUAUGCAGGCAGCUAGAGAUUAUGGCCAUAUCAGUUCUAGACUUAGAACUUAAUUGUUUACCUCUUAAUUUUUUAAGCAGAGAUGAUCUUACUUUCUUACCUAGACUUAAGAAGUUUGUUAGAUUUAUGCAGAUAUUAAUGUUGGCUCGUGAAGGAAGUUAUGCCUUAUUUCUUAUCAAUUUUUGGAGGUGAGAAUGUGUAUUUUUUCCCUGAUAGCUGCAGCUCCUAAUAUUUUGCUGUUAGUCUAGGUUCUGUGUUCUUUUCCCUCCUCCGUUAUCAUGUGUAUCCCACCACUUUUAGCCUAGGUUCUGUGUUAUUUUUCAUCCUCCGUUAUCACGUGUAUCCCACCACAUUUAGCCUAGGUUCUGUGUUCUUUUCCCUCCUCCGUUAUCACAUGUAUCCCACCACUUAUGGUUGUGUAUGAUCUUCAUGGAGUUUUUUUUUUUUAUGUUCAAAUGGCAACAAUAUCUUUCUUUUUUUUGAUAAGAUUAAAAUAUCUAGUUUUUGGCUUAUAAUGGAAGCAUCCACUGCAUUGUUCUUAAUGAUUGUAAAACCCUUAAAACUACUUUGAUAAUUGCAGUUGGUAUUGAUUGUCCUAAGGUACCUGUGGCUUUCUCUUAGACUAGAGAUAUUCUCCGCUUACCCAAUUUCUAAGACAUUAAGAAUGUGAAUUUUAUAUAUAUUUCUUCAUCAGCCCCACCAUGGGGCAAACUUAUGGAUCAACUAAUUGCUCUAUUCUACUUAAAAGGUGGUUAUCUAAAAUUAAUUUCUACUUAAUUUGAAUUUCACACUGAUGAAGAAAUAACAAUUUUUAACAUUACAUGAAACAGUACUGACACAUUAAUAAACCUGGGUAGUUUUUCUUUUCCUGUUCCUUGAGCUUUUAAUAUACAAUUUGCUAAUCUACUUGGCAUCAGUAACAACAGAUUUAUUCAUUGUAACCUUUAAAAUAUUUUGCAUACAAGUACUGAAACAAAUUAAGCAUCAAAUAAUAAUAGCUUCAUAAUCAUUCCAUCAUCAAGUCAGGAAAAUAAAUACAAAGAAUUAAAUAUCAUACCUUAUAGUUCAUUAGGUCAUCACCAGGGAUUUCAUUUGUGCAGGUUUUGAAAUGAUGAAAUUGGAUAAUUAGGUGAAACUACGUUAGCCAUUUUAAAAUUUAACCAAAAUUGUUGCAGGCAAUACUAAAGUUAGUACCAGAAAGUUGUAAAGAAUAAUGCUUUUGAAUUUAUAUUUUAUAUCAGAACUGUAAUACUGGAAAUAAAAAAAUAAAAUAAAUUUACUUAACUCUGUAUGGACAGGUGGAGGGUCAAAGUGUGCAAGCCACGACUUUUUACAGAGUGCCAUUCAACAUGAUAUUGUGUAUUUGAUGUCAGUGUUACCAACUGUUCAUUUUACCAUACAUUACUGAUUUAACAACAGUUCAUGAUAGAGGAGAGAAAAUACCAGAUACAAUAUACAGGGAUACUGAAAAAAACCUGUAGAUAUGGGUGUUAGAUAUUCUAGAGGUUAUGCAAACUAUAUGAUAGACAAAAGUCACUGUUCCUUUUCCGACACGGGAUUGGUCCAAUGGACUCAGCCCAAGCACGCUCGGUUAAAUAGGUUUUUGUUUGAAAUUAGUAAAAGAAAUUGUAUAUUUUGAGUCAUUGUCUGUACUAGUUCACUGAAGUCUUAAAAAUAAUUUACAUACAGCUUUAGUCUAUAGGAAUAUAUUUGCACUGAAUUUCAAAGUGGUAAAUGGAAGGCACUUGAAAAAAAAAGGAUUUUUUUGCAUCUUGUUUAUAUAAACGGACUUGCAGUUUGAAAAAUAAUGGCAUUGCUAACACUUGAAUUUACAAAGAAGGUCUUUCCUCGAUAAUCACUAGUUUUUUUAAGUUCAAAACAUUUUUACUAACUUAGUUGACCUGCAGUUCUGGAGUUACUGCUGUCACACACCAGUUAAUCAUAACUGUGUAAGACGUACCUUGUAGAAUCAUUUGAUAUUUACUCAACUCCUUAUACCUUGGUAGGUUAGGUACUGUUUGAGUUACUAUCUUGAAGAUUAUUUGAAACAUUUUGACAUUGCUGUCAUUGAUCUCCAAUUUUUUACAGAACAGGAAUAUAUUAGUAUGAUGUAUACAAGUACAGACAUAUUUAUCACUUUCUUGAAAUGCUUGGUUUGUUGAUCUCCCUAAUGUCAUAGUUGUGUGAGGGUUCUUGCUUAAAGUUUUAUGAAAAAACUGAAAUCACUCUCUUUAAGCACAAAAAGGAAUAUUUGUAAUGAACACUACAACAUCUGAAUUGGUCUUCUUCAUACUUCUAAGGCUUCAACCAUUAAAAAGGUGUAUGUGAUGAAGUUGAGAAGCAUCCACUACUCUUUGAUACUGUUCAUGUCGUAGUAAUCACUCGGCUGUGUGUUGGCAAAAUGUAAUUUAGAAUUUACAAAAAUAAACUAGGAAGGUUUGUCAUUGUGAUUGCCUCUAUCUGCUUGACUUUGUUUUCAUUCUUACAAGAUCCCAUUUAUUAUGUUAUUUCUUUGGCCCCAUCACUGUUAGCUUAUCUGUGGUCAUAUUAAAUGAAUAAUUGUUGCUGUUUUUAUCUUAUUUUGAAUUCCGUCGUACAUCUGUAGGUUGAACUUACAGAAUGUAAGGCAUUAACUUGCACAUAUUUUUUUAAGAUAAUUAGUCAAAUAUCUUUUUAAAACAGUCAUGUAGGGGAUAAGAAUGUUCAAAUUAUUGCCA
Molecule: messenger RNA, 5259 nt
Organism: Limulus polyphemus (Atlantic horseshoe crab)
Lineage: Eukaryota; Metazoa; Arthropoda; Merostomata; Xiphosura; Limulidae
Product: protein FAM89A-like
Exons: 3
Coding region: 403-1017 (204 amino acids)
Source: RefSeq, a predicted model, not a curated record